AUGGGGGCCUCCUGUGAUAAGGCGUCGCUCCUCUCGGGGCUGCUCGUAUUCAUGCUGUGUGUCGCCUCUUCUCACUGCCAGGAGGAAUAUUCUGGAUACCACUCAGGUGAGGAACACACCUAUGAAGAGUCUUCUGCAGUUGACCACUAUGACAACUUAGCUGCUCCUCAGCCAGAAUAUCCACCAGAGCCGACUCAUAGCUAUGAUGUGGACCAGAUAUUCGAGGAGGAGGAUUAUGACACUUAUGGCCCAAUCCCCACCCAAGUCACCAUGAUCACUGAGGACACCUUUCCCUACAUCACCACCACUGAGUCCCACUAUGCCAAAGAGGACACUGAGAUCGUGCAGGUGCCAUAUGAGUACCCUCCUGACACUGGCUCCUCAGAAGAGUCAGGGGGCGAUGCAGAGCUUGGGCAGGUGGGGCCAACAGAGUGUGACUGUGAGCCUGGAGAGCCUGGAUUUGCUGGCUUCGCAGGACCAAAGGGAUCCAGAGGCCUGCAGGGUAAAACUGGUAAACCAGGGUCUCAAGGGAGAGAGGGCUAUAAAGGGACCAAAGGUGUUCAGGGAAGGAGAGGAGAUACUGGACCAGUGGGUGACCCUGGUCCUGAGGGAGAUGAAGGAGCUUCUGGUUUUUCUGGAGCCACGGGAGAACCUGGACUUCCAGGAGAGCCAGGUGAGCCUGGAGAUGUGGGUCUAAAGGGUGACAUGGGAUUGGAGGGACCCCGUGGAGGAGUCGGACCUCCUGGUGAGACUGGUCAUCGUGGUGAUGCUGGGCCUGCUGGAAGAAGAGGGACUAAAGGUAUUGAGGGCGCUCCUGGUGACAAAGGCAAACAAGGUCCUCAGGGAAGAGAUGGACCAAAGGGUCAAACAGGAGCACCUGGGUUUCCAGGUGAUGUUGGCGAGAGGGGCUACACUGGGUAUCCUGGACAGCAAGGGCCAAUCGGAAAGAGCGGUCCAAAGGGGACUAAAGGUUACAGUGGCUUGCCAGGACGAGGUGGUGACCCUGGAGAAGAUGGUCCUAUAGGAGUCCCAGGGUUUAUGGGAGAACCGGGGCCAUUUGGUGCCAAGGGGAGUAAAGGCGAUGGUGGCAUCAGAGGACCUCGAGGCAGAGUGGGUGCUGGGGGAGCCCAGGGAGAACAAGGAGAUGCUGGAAUACCAGGAAAACCAGGAGCAAAGGGCCUCCAAGGCCCAAAAGGGCCCAAAGGUGAGACGGGACCUGAUGGGGAGAAGGGUGCAGCAGGGAAGAAGGGCAUGAAAGGCGAGAAAGGACAGAAGGGAAGCGUAGGAGACCGUGGAGACAGAGGACAGCGUGGACCUAAGGGAGCUGUUGGUCCCAUUGGGGCUCCAGGCCCGGUUGGACCUCCUGGCAUCCCAGGGGUCAGAGGACAACGUGGUCCAGCCGGGGACCCAGGUCUUAAGGGUCGAGCUGGACCUAAAGGAGUUCAAGGUCCAUCUGGUCCUGGGCUUACUGAUGAGCAGGUCUUGCAGCUCUGCAGAGGUGUUGUUACAGCUCAGAUCUCUCAGUAUGCUUCCUCCAUCAGAGCCAAGUGCUCUCAGGGCUGUCCCAUCAACAACCGGACACUCAUUGGGCCCCCAAGAGCUCAAGGACCACCAGGGCCACCAGGCAAAGCUGGUAAAGUAGGAAAACCCGGAGCAAAAGGAGCCAGAGGUGUUCAAGGUGACAGAGGAGUGGAGGGACAAAAGGGAGCCCCCGGCGACAGAGGUCGAAAGGGACCCAAAGGCGUUGUAGGAGAUCUGGGUAUAGGGCUGCCAGGACUUGACGGACCACAGGGACCCAGAGGUUCACCAGGUAACCCGGCAGAACCAAAAGAUGGCAUGGAGGGUCCCCGUGGGCCUCGUGGCUUCCCUGGUCCCGUGGGUCCACCCGGCAUGGUUGGAUUUGCAGGUGUACCGGGAUUUUGCGAGGCACGAGACUGCAGCAUUUAUGCACCAGUGAUGCGCAAAGAGCAGGGUCUGGUGAAAGGGCCAGUGAGUUAAAAAAUCUGAAACUAAACAUCAGAUAUUAUGGUGCUUAUAGGAAUAACUUGGUGUUAACAAUGAAAUAUUUUACAUACAAUAUUGUGACAAUAGUCUGUCAAAAGCUGUGAUAUAAAUGUCAGUGGAUAAAGUGUAAUGUCAUGAUGCACUUCAAGAUUGUGCAGAAAUCUCAUGCCUCUAGUCAACAUCUGAUACCACACAGGGAUUAUAUUUCAUACGUGUUCAAACUCUGCAGCAGUUUUUACUGCUGUGUAUGUUGUGAUUUUAGAAAAUGAUAAAUUAUCCCAAGCUGAUUCCUUAUUUCUUCAUUUUAGUUUUUUAAUUU
This is a messenger RNA of Pelmatolapia mariae (spotted tilapia), 2323 nucleotides long. RefSeq lists its product as uncharacterized. The transcript has 26 exons. Bases 1 to 1998 code for a protein of 665 amino acids. The record is from RefSeq and is a predicted model, not a curated record. Lineage: Eukaryota; Metazoa; Chordata; Actinopteri; Cichliformes; Cichlidae.